Messenger RNA from Penicillium verhagenii, 2562 nucleotides. Its product is annotated as cell division control 45 family protein. The record is from RefSeq and is a predicted model, not a curated record. Bases 1 to 2562 code for a protein of 853 amino acids. NCBI's taxonomy places the organism in Eukaryota, Fungi, Ascomycota, Eurotiomycetes, Eurotiales, Aspergillaceae. Gene Ontology annotation, cellular component: DNA replication preinitiation complex. Gene Ontology annotation, molecular function: chromatin binding; single-stranded DNA binding; DNA replication origin binding. The transcript is spliced from 2 exons. Gene Ontology annotation, biological process: double-strand break repair via break-induced replication; mitotic DNA replication preinitiation complex assembly; DNA replication initiation.
AUGUAUCUACCGCGCCAACUCAUCUCCCAGCUAUACCUCCAACUCCUCCGAUCUCACACCCCGCAAUCGCCGUCAGUCCUGAUUCUUGUGGCACUCGAACCCGAUGCCCUAUGUGCCUGUCGCAUUUUUUCUGCGCUAUUAAAACGCGACUUUAUUCCUCAUACAAUCCAACCCAUCGGCGGCUAUGGUGACCUUGCGCGCGCAGGGCAGGACCUCAUCCAGCCGAUGCAGACUACCAAUGGUGGCAGCGGAGGUGUGGUGGUGUGUCUAGGUGUGGGAGGGCUUGUCGAUCUGGCGGAAAUCCUAGCCUUGAACAACCCGGAGGAUGAGGCGGAUGAUAUGGGAGGCGUCGACAUCUGGGUCUUCGACGCGCGCCGACCAUGGAAUCUGGGCAAUGUAUUUGGCGGCCAGGCCGGAAUGAGCUCAAGUACAGCGGAUAUUGACCUAAUUGCACGAAGGCGCGGGCGCGGAGUCGAUAAAGGGUGUAUCACCCCUGCUUACGCGUCGAAAGAUGGUGGGAUUGUCGUGUUUGAUGAUGGCGAUAUUGAAGGAGAUCUCAGCAAUGAACGAGAGGCAUACUACGCACUCCUUGACAUGCCCGAAGUUGACGACGACGACGACGAAAGCGACGAUGGAUCAGCUGGUGAGGCCGAUGAUGACGAAACGCAACCUGGUUCCAAAAAGCGCAAGUCGUGGUCCGGCCGCGAGGAUGAGGAAGAAUCAGAUGAUGAGGAUGGCCCUCCUCGGCAACGGAAACGCAGCAAUUCGGGGUCUUCAUUCAUCACAUCACCUACUCGAGGAAGGAGGAAUGGGAUCAACUCAUCUAAUUCAUCACGAUCUGUCACCCCUACAAGUGACUCCCCAUCUCCAGAUGAGCAGAAGCAGCCAUCCGCACGAUCAUUAAAGCGACGCUUACUUCGGCUGAAGAAGAAGCACGAGGCAGUGCUGCAAAAUUAUUACGCGUCGGGUACUUCAUAUUCCGAGCCAAUCUCCUCGUUGCUAUACUCUCUAGCAUCGGAGCUUGGUCGUGAAGACAAUGAUCUUCUCUGGCUUGCGAUUAUCGGUGUCUCUAGCUUAGAGCUCAGUGGCCGAACCAUGACCGGCGUUGGAAUUUCAAAUACCUCAGACUCGGGAGGGUCUGCAGGCUGGGGCGGGCAACGUGGAGAACAUAUUCGUCAGAUCCUGCGAGACGAAGUCCACCGUCUCAAUCCCCCGGACCCCCUUGAGCGGGAUAUCAGGGGCGAAAUCAAUGGGGUCAUUCCCACGACGGCCAGGUCGCCGACUGAUACAUCAAUCCGUCUUUCCCCCGAGCCGCGUUUUCUGCUUGUUCGUCAUUGGUCACUCUAUGAGAGUAUGCUUCACAGUCCUUACUUGGCCCCAAGGCUUCAUGUCUGGACUGAGAAUGGUCGCAAGCGAUUGCAUAAGCUAUUUGCCAAGAUGGGCAUCAGUCUUACGCAGUGUCACCAAUACUACACCCACAUGGACAUGGAACUGAAGCGAGUGCUUCGGGGGCGAUUGCUCAAGUAUGCACCUAUGUAUGGUUUGGACGGCCUGGUUCCCUCAGACCCCGCUAGCAACUCUGGCUCCCGUGAAGGCUGGGGCUUUGUUCGAUGCUGGGGCUGGAAGGCCUGUCUUUCUGCCACAGAUGUCGGUGUUAUCCUAGGAGCUAUGCUCGAAGUAGGUCCACACGAGACUUCCCCCUCCUGGGAUGCACAGCGUCUUCCGCGAGCACAAGAGUUGACGGAUGGUGCCGAGAAUGCGGAUACUCUCGGAGAGUUGGAUUCAGCUAGCAUUCUACCUCGUUUUUGGAGUGCAUAUGAUGCAAUCUCAAUCACAUCCGAUUCCCCUACCCGUCUAAUGGAGGCACUGCCCUUGGCUCAGCAUCUUCACCGUGCGAUCCUUCGCACCGGCACUUCACUACUCUCCAAACACCAAAUUCGACAUCUUCGAGCAUUUCGUAUUGCGGUCGUCAAGGAUGGCCCCGAUGUACAGCUUUUUACCAAUCCGGGAGCUUUGACAAAAUUGGCCCUCUGGGUCGCGGAAGCCAUUCGGGUGCAAGAACGCGAAAAGGGUGACUCUGUGAAAAUCGGACGUAAGCGAGCUGCGGGUACUCCUCUGGUGCUUGCUGGUCUUGAUGAAGCCCGCGAUCUCUAUGUCGUGGUAGGCACCGGUGGUGGUGGUGGCGUGAUCGACUUUGCUGCUAUUUCAAAACGUCAAGAAGAGCGACGCAAAAAGAAGGAGGCCAAAGACAAGAAAGACAAGGAACGAGCUGAAAAUCGAGCCAGGCGCGCGGCAGAGCGUGCACAGCGAGAAGACGAGGACGCUGAAGAAUCAGAAGAGGAAUCGUCCUCUGAAUCCGAAUCCGAAUCUGAAGAUGAGGAAGACCCACGUGGCAAAAAACACUUUCUUCGCAAUCGAUUCGGUAUCGCAUUCCAGGAAGUGGUCCAGGAGACCAGUGCGCGUGUCCGCAUUGACAGCUUCGAGCACUGUGUGGUUGAGGUAGCCAAGGACGACCUGAGCGGUUUCUUGGAGGCUUUGAGCUUCCGAAGUGUGGUGGGCUAA